Molecule: messenger RNA, 1077 nt
Organism: Manis javanica (Malayan pangolin)
Lineage: Eukaryota; Metazoa; Chordata; Mammalia; Pholidota; Manidae
Gene: COXFA4L2
Product: NDUFA4 mitochondrial complex associated like 2
Cellular component (GO): respiratory chain complex IV
Source: RefSeq, a predicted model, not a curated record
GAUGGUGACCUGUGGGCCAGGGUGUGGUCAUUUGGAGGAGAGAGUGGAGGAGCAGAAAUCCCUCCGCUCACCAACAAUUCUUCUCCAGGCUCGGAGCCUGGAACUGCGGGAGCAAGAGAGGUGGGUGGGGGGUGAGUCUGACAAAUCCAGCGAGCUGGGCAGGCUGGGCUGGGCUGACCCCUCCCCAGUUAGGGGCGGGCCCCCGGACGAGCAGGGAGCAAAGCCGCUGGAAAGGAGCAGACACGCAGAGGCGAUGGCAGGAACUAGUCUCUGGGCCCGCUUUUACCGGCAGAUCAGGAGACAUCCCGCUCUCAUCCCUAUGAUCGGCUUCAUCGGCCUGGGCAUGGGCAGCGCGGCGCUCUACUUGCUGCGACUCGCUCUGCGCAGCCCCGACGUCUGUUGGGACCGAAAGAACAACCCAGAGCCCUGGAACCGCCUGAGCCCCAAUGACCAAUACAAGUUCCUUGCAGUUUCCACGGACUAUAAGAAGCUGAAGAAGGAUCGGCCAGACUUCUAAACCUGGCUGGGGUGCCCCUUCCAUGCCUUGCAGGGUGUGGCACAGGCUACAUGUAGAGCGUGGGCUACGUGAGCUAAGAGCAAGCAGGCCUCUGAGUGCCAAGUGACGUGGCAGAUCCCACAUUGGCCCAGGCUCCAGUCCAGCCCAGGGGCGGCGCUGCUCUGGCUCAAUUGGGCUCUUUAUCGACUGCCCAGCCUGCCCUGGAAGAGGCACCCGAUACCCAGGGAGGGGGUGCAGGCCACUGCCUCCUGCUCCAACAGGCACCCCUACCCCCACAACUCACACCUGGGCCUCCCCUUGCCCUUCUCACCCCUCCCUUGCUCCCCUGCAUUACACCCCCUCACCCCCCUGGGAUCAAACAGAAGCAGCCGUGGGCAAAAUACAAUUUCAUUUAACAAAUUGAAUUUGCUGCGCCUGCUAAUCACAUCUGGUGUCGGCUCUGAUCAGAGAGAGAGGAGGCUGCAGCCCCCAGGGGUCCCUGUGGUGGUGGUGGGAGGGAAGGGGAAGGAACACACUGAGGGAGACAAGUCACCACCUGGACUGGGGAACCCCUCCCACAG